AUGCCGAUAGAUGUCCAAAGGUUAGACAGCUUUAGCAUCGGUGAUGAUCCUAAAUCAGUGGGUGAUUCAUUGCAGGACGCAAUUGAAGGGCUCACAAAUUAUUUUGCUCCUCAAGCAAAUAAAUACUUUGAACGUUAUCAGUUCAUAGAAGCAUCACAGGUAUCAGGUGAGACAAUAGAUUCUUUUGUAACCAAGUUUAAGAAAUUAGCUUCAACUUGUGAAUUUGGAGAUCUAGAAGACAGGUUAAUAGAGCAAAUUAUAGUAAGGAGUAACUCGCAAGAGCUUAGAAAGAAGUUAUUGCAAGAAAAGAAGUUAAAUUUGCAAAAAGUUCUGGAAAUAGCAAGAGCAAUAGAAACAGCUAAUUACCAGUCCAAUGUCAUUGUAGAUGCCCAAGAACGUCUUAUGGCUCAGAUAGAAAUAAAUGGGAAACUCACACCCAUGCAAAUAGACACAGCUGCAGAUGUGACAAUAAUUUCUGAAAGAGUAGCACAAACGAUACCUAACCUAGUGAUAAGACCUUCAGACAAAGUGCUCAAAAGUUAUACUGGUACAAACAUAGAAGUAGUUGGUUCAUCACAAGUGAAAGUUCAGUACAAAGAUCAAGAGAUAGAUUAUAAAGAAGUAUUUGAAGACAGAGUAGGAACAGUAAAGAAUGCACAAGCAGUCUUAGUUUUAAAGGAGAAUGCUACUCCUAGAUUUUCUGCUCCAAGACCAGUUCCAUAUGCAUUGAAAACAGCUGUGGAAACUGAAAUUAAGAGGUUAGAAAGUGAAGGUUCAUGGGAAAAGGUAGAUUAUUCAGAUUGGUCUACACCAUUAGUUCCAAUUGUUAAGGACAACGGUCAAGUUAGGUUAUGUGGAGAUUACAAGGUAACAUUAAAUCCACAAAUUGCAAGUAGCACAACAUCCAUUGCCAAAUCCUAA
Messenger RNA from Macrobrachium nipponense, 921 nucleotides. RefSeq lists its product as uncharacterized. Bases 1 to 921 code for a protein of 306 amino acids. The transcript is spliced from 4 exons. Lineage: Eukaryota; Metazoa; Arthropoda; Malacostraca; Decapoda; Palaemonidae. The record is from RefSeq and is a predicted model, not a curated record.